CCAGUUUAUUUAGAAUUUAAAUCUAAAUACUGCUUGUGUGGUACAGUAGUUGAAUGAUGUAAUCAUUUAAUCCAUAAUAGGUUCAUAAAGUUCAGAUUCAAAAUAUGUUUGAUAAUUACUUAUUUCAAGUACCAGUUUGUGUUUAACUAACGGCAGGCGUCCACAAGGCAUCAAUAACUUUCAUUACUAUUUUUAAAGAAUGGAUUACAUGUAUUAAUCGGAUUUAGAAACUCAAAAGUUGUCAAAAUAUUGGUCAUUGACAUCAGUAUAUCAAAAGUUUGCCGUACAAUAGAUUGUUUAAUCUAAAUUUUACGCUUUGAGGUAGAUUUCUUCGUCGGACAGCUUGACUUUAUGAGGAAUUUUUGUUAUCUUUAUACGGUCUUUUAUUGUAAAGGAAGUUAAUAUUAAAUUUGCCUUAGUUUCGAUUCAAUAAAUUACCGUUAUAAGCAUCGGCCCAGGUUUGCAGUCCCUGGUUCUAUAAUUCCAUCUUACCGUAUUUCAUUUACCUUUCUUUUCCGUUGUCGUUGAAUUUCAUUUUUGAAUACUAAUAUAAGGUCAAGAAAGAGAAGGUUAUAAAGUACCCAUAUAAUCCAAGAUUAGCAAUUACCGGAGUGGUUUAAUCCAUAUAGCUAAGGAAAUGAUUUGGUCAUUAUGUUGACAAUAUAUUUGCUGCAAGCGAAAUCAAACUAUGUUAGUUGAGUAAAGCUUUCGUGUUUCAAGGAAAUUUGUUUGACUAUAUACAGUGUAUCGGAGUUUACUUCGUGGGAUAACUGGGAUUUCUGUUGCACCAUGUAAAGGGUUCACAAAACAUGGAAAAGUCGAGUAAGAAAAAUAAUCCAAAUAACAACAAGGGUUCACAAUCACAGGGAAUCGGUCCAAAAGCAAACCGAACCACAGAAAGCAGUCCGGAAAAGCUGUCAGAACGGGAAGCUGUGGAGAGGUAUACGCCGGAAGCUAGACUCGGAUCGGUGGAGAGCGGUGCUCUGUAUGCCAUUGAUGAGACUGACAGCCGGGACAAGGAUAGCAAGGAUGAGCGGUCAACCACCCGAAUGUCCCUCCAGAGUGUUGAGCUCAGGAUCGCCACUGGAAGUCCUUUAGGAGGGACCACUAGCAGGCGGUCCUCCCAGGCGUCAUCCGUGACCAUCCGCAACGAGUCCAGGGUCACUAGAGUGGGAUCGGAGACAUCCAGGUCGGAAUCUACCACCCCAAGGGUAACAACACAGGGGAGACUGAAAAUCAAACAAGUCCACUGUGCAUGGAGCUCCACCACCCUGUCCUCAGCCGCGGCCACAGAAACCUCCGACGACCAGCUGGAUGACCACAUCAAUGUAGUCCUCAGGGUCCGGCCUCUGAAUUCUCAGGAACAGAACAGGAAUGACACGUUUUGUGCACAGUUCCAUGGAGGGGGGCGGCUGGAGAUUCAAAAUUUUAACCAGCCCAAGCAGUUUGGGUAUAAUGUGGUGUUCGAGCCUGAGGCGUCUCAGGAGGAUGUCUUUGAUAACUCGGGGAUGAAGAAGCUUAUUGACAUGGCUCUGAACGGGUAUGCCUGCACUGCGUUAGCUUUUGGUCAGACAGGAAGUGGGAAAACACACACCAUGACUGGGCCACCACAACAGCUAUAUGAGGAAGAGUUUGAGGGGGGUAAGCACCCUGACCCAGACAUGGUGGGGUUAAUGCAGCGCUCCUUUACCUACCUCCUCCAGCAGGCAGAGAGUGUGGCUGGCAACAAGGUCAUUAGGGCUUCCUACCUAGAAAUCUACAAUGAACAGGUGAUAGACCUGCUGAACCCCAACCAGAAGCGCUACCUCCAGGUCCGGUGGUCCAAGAACAAGGGCUUCUAUGUGGAGAACCUGUUUGUGGCCGAGUGUGAGAGUGUGGAUGACCUGAUGGCAGUGCUAGAAGAAGGUAUGAGGAACAGACAGACAGGCUCACACGGCCUGAACGAGUUCUCCAGCAGAAGUCACAGCAUGUUGACCCUGACCAUCGACACAGAGCAACAGGAUCCAGACGAUGAAAACCUCUACCUGACCAAACGUGGGAAACUCACAUUUGUAGACUUAGCAGGCAGUGAAAAGGUGAAAGACUCUGAGUCUAGUGACAUGACCUUGAAAGAGUCCAACAAUAUCAACAGGAGUCUUCUGGUGCUAGGAAAUUGUAUAUCAUCACUUGGUGAUCCGAAAAAGAGGCAGGGUCAUAUUCCAUACAGGGACAGCAAACUCACAAAGCUUCUAGCAGACAGCUUAGGGGGUAACGGAGUGACUCUGAUGAUUGCCUGUGUUACCCCAUCUUCCCAUCAUGUUCAUGAGACUAUCAACACUUUACGCUAUGCCAGUCGAGCCAAGAAAAUUAAAACAAAACCCAUUGUCAAAAUGGACCCCAGAGAGAAGUUAAUUCUGAGUUUGAAGCGGGAGAUAAAGAUAUUGAGGAAUGAGAACGGAUACCUGAGGCAACAGCUAGAGUUUCCGGCAAAACCCAAAGGAGAGCUACAGAAAUCCAAUGACGAAAAAUUCAUGAAGUUUCUAAAGACACAAGGAAAAGAAACAAAUGAUCCAAAAACCAAUGUAAAGGGAGGUACUGAGGAAGGUCUCUAUGAGAUGUUGCAAGAAUACAUGAUAGAGAAUGAAUCUCUCAGGACAGAGAACUCCGAGAUGCAUCAAGCCAAAGACAAGGUUAAGCGAGAACAACAGUUGAUGUACAGAGAGAACGAGAGACUGACAAAGGUUAUUGAGAAACUGGAGAGAGAGAUAAAUGGUCGGUCGGGCGGUGGAAAUGGAGGCUGGCAGAGACAGCCCAAUGGACCCCCUCCCCAGAGACAGGUCAACGGGCCUCCCCCUCCCAGGCAGGUCAACGGCCCACCCCCUCCCAGACAGUCAGGUGGACCACCCCCUCACCAAAACCUUCCACCAGAGCAGUAUUAUGAUCAGGGACCACCACCUCCCCGUCAGGGAGGGAACAAACCCCCACCAAACAACCAGUGGAAGGGGACACCACCUCAACGCCCAAUCAAUAACAGGCCUCCGCCGGAUCAAUAUAUUCCUGGCCCCUCUCCACAGGCUGGAAGGGGUAAACAGUCCACCCCUCCUGGAGGACCAAAGCGCCCACCUCAUCGGCUCGCUGAUCCCAUUGCAAGAACAGCCAAUAUUCCCCCAGAAUACAUUCAGAAUGGAAUUGGAGGUUACCCUGACGAUGGAUAUAUGUCACCAAGGGGACGACCUUCUCCUCUCCACAAUGGACCAAUCAGACAAGGUGCUGUAAGCAGUUUACUUCAAGAUUUACGCUCCGGGAGAUUCUCACAAUUCUCCGCUGGUCAUCGUAAUCUGCAUCAAAUGCAUAAAAUUGGUUACAGUAUGCCUAACUUGUCCUCUCGUGAAACUCACACGGCAGAUGUAGGCUUCAGUUCUGCAUCUAAAACUCCCUAUGUUCGUAAAAUCCACACAGCCAUUGACAUCUUCCUUGACGAGGAGGAUGACAGAUUUAGUAGAAUUGAGUCACCAGCUCGCUACAAUGAUAGUCGCCGGUCUUCCCAAGUCUCCACUUCAGAUUCCAUAAGGAGUAUGAAUGCGAAGUUAAAACAAGAAAUUUAUGAUCUAGAGGGUGAAAUAGAACAUCAUCAUAAUGUGAACCAGCGGGCAAAAAGUAUUUACGGCUCUCAGGCCUCGAUGCGAUCCGGGCCUCGAUGACGAACUCCAAUUAUUCUGUGCUUUAAUUCCUUAACGAUACAGGCCAAAUACUUACAGUAUGGCAGAUAAAGUGCAUUCUGUUUAUUGUAUACCAAAGAUUUUCCUGGAUCAUAUAAGGAUCUGGAUUCCUGUGGUAACUAGAUGUUUCCUUGGCAACCGGAGACACCGGGUCAGUCGGGAGACAAUGUCGGGGAUGUUCAUCAGUAGAGUAGAACAGAGACUUCAAAAUAAGGUUUAUCCCAGAUCCAUUCCCGCAUGGAGACUGUUCCAGUGUUGAGGAUGUCUGGAUACCACUUGUCAAAAUGAUUCCGCCCAUGGAUGUCUGGAUACCACUCGUCAAAAUGAUUCCGUCCAUAUUUAUUUUCAUUUUACAUACUUCAGACUGGGAGAGUGUCAAGGGACAUAACUUUGACAGAAUUGAUGUGAACUUAUCAAGGGCUUUCUUCAUAUUCCGUCCAUUUUAUAAGAUUACAUGUUGAAGUUAUACAGGUACAUGUAAAUACUUGUAUACUUUAAGUUGUAAUUUUGUUGAGUUUUAUAAGUUUAUUCUUGUUAUUUGUGUUUUUAAACCAUUUUAAAAGAUUUGUUUAAAUUUUUGCAACUGGAGAAGAUAUGAUUGUAUUAUUGCUGCUCAGUAAAGAGUCUUUUUCAUACAUGUACACUUCACACUGUAAAUGUUCAUUUUGUUUAUAUGAAUGGGUGCUGAGUAGGCAGGAGUAGUGUCAGCUAAAUCACGAGGUAUAAAACAUGGAGAAUUAUUCCAAGAUAAACUUCAUGAAUCAUAUACUGUUGAAAGUCAAAUUUUGUUUCUGUUUGUUCUUGACUUUUAAAUACCAAGUAAUAAUCAAAAGUUCUCACUACAAAUACAUGUAUUUCAUUGUUAAGUCUUAUGAUCAGUACAUGUAUUAUAAGUGUACAACUAAUGUUCAGUAGUACAAGUACUUAAAUACCCACAUUUCCUGGACAGCAUGAUUAAUACAUGUAAUAAUGUAAGGCUCACAAAAGCCAGAUUGUAGUUUGAAUGGUCUGAGAGGUUGAUCACAUGUUGUCUUACUUCCAUUGUUUGAUUUGGCAAGUUAUUUAUUUAUGUGUGUAAGAUUGUUCAUCAGGUGCUGGUCAGGACUCUGACUUGGUGGUAUAUUAACAAUAGAAAUCUGGAUUUAUCACAAGACUUCACAGACUCAGCUAUGUGCUGUUAUUUAUAUCAGAUUCUUCAAAAUUAGAAUACAUCACAAGGAACAAUAAAAGAAUGAAAACGA
Molecule: messenger RNA, 4939 nt
Organism: Magallana angulata
Lineage: Eukaryota; Metazoa; Mollusca; Bivalvia; Ostreida; Ostreidae
Product: kinesin-like protein KIF12
Exons: 23
Coding region: 810-3680 (956 amino acids)
Biological process (GO): microtubule-based movement
Molecular function (GO): microtubule motor activity; ATP binding; microtubule binding
Source: RefSeq, a predicted model, not a curated record